UAUAAGUUAUGGAUAAUGUUAUAUGUUCAAUAAUAAAAAAAAAGAUAGGCUGAUUCGUUGAAAACUUCAUCGAGUUGAGCUCUAAUAGAUCAUAUAAUUUCCAUUUGAAAAUUUAGUUACCGAGCAACAAUCAAGAGGAUUGUUUCGACUAUAUUAAAUUAAAUUAAGAUUUAAAUUUAAAAUGAGACAAUAUUUUUUAAAACUUUUAAAUAUAUUUUCCAUCCUGUGGAUACCGAUUGUGGUACCACUAAGUUUAUUACUGGAAGUUUAUAAGAAACUUUUUAGAUGUAAAAGUAUUAAAAGCAUUGAUGGUGAUAUAGCAGUGGUCACUGGCGGAGGAGGUGGUCUUGGUAGAGCAAUUUCCAUGGAACUCGCCAAACAUGGUUGCCAUGUUGCAGUCGUCGAUGUUAACUAUGAGGAAGCACAAAAAACAGUUCAAUUAAUCAAUGAAAAUUAUAAAGUGUACACAAAAGCUUAUAAGGUCGAUAUUACCAAUUAUGAUGAAAUAGUGGAACUAAAUAAAAAUAUUACCAGUGAUCUAGGCAAAGCUACUAUAUUAAUCAACAAUGCGGGCAUUUUAUACUUUUCAGAUAUCCUUGAACCCGAACCGAGUGAAGUACAGAGAAUGAUUAAUGUUAAUUUCACAUCACAUUUUUGGACAAAUCGUGUUUUUCUAGAGAACAUGAAAGAAUUGGGUAAAGGUCAUAUUGUUGCUAUAUCGUCUGUGGCAGGUCUGAAUCCUCUGCCUUUCUUCUCUGUAUAUGCUGGUACAAAACAUGCAGUUCGUGGCUUAAUGCGCACUUUGAGGAUUGAAUUAAAAAUGGAUGCGAAUUGUAGUGGUAUAAGAACCACAAUAGUCUAUCCAACACCAUUAGAUACGAACUCAGUUGCAUUAGAUAUAAUAAGAAAGCUGAAACUUAAUAGAUUAUUUGGUGUGCAGACUGGAGAUGCAAUGGCUAAACGCAUUAUUCAAGGCAUGCUUCGAAAUGAGGUGGAAAUAACACGUCCAGAUGAACGUUUAUUCUUCAUAAAGUGUACAGAGUUUUGGCCAACGGAAUUAUAUGAUUGGGUUACGGCGAAUAUUUUUUUUGGACAUUUAAAAAAAUAGAUCAGAAGAUAAGAAUUAAAACUUCUAUCAAAUUAAAGUUAAUAUUGUGUGAAAUUAUUAAGUAGAUAGUUUUAACAGACAUCGUUACUUAACAAUCAAAUUUAAUUUAAUUAUUGUAGUUGCAUAAACGGUUUUUAUAAGGGUUGAAUGAAUUUAUAUAAUGACGGACAUGGUAACCACGAUAUAGAUAUGCAUGUAUAGAUACAUAUGCUAUAUAAAGCAAUUAAUUCAGCUAAUUUUCAAUAAAAAAAAAGACCUACAAAUAUAAAUCAA
Messenger RNA from Teleopsis dalmanni, 1381 nucleotides. Its product is annotated as estradiol 17-beta-dehydrogenase 11-like. The transcript is spliced from 6 exons. Lineage: Eukaryota; Metazoa; Arthropoda; Insecta; Diptera; Diopsidae. Gene Ontology annotation, molecular function: oxidoreductase activity, acting on the CH-OH group of donors, NAD or NADP as acceptor. The coding region runs from base 182 to 1108 and encodes 308 amino acids. Gene Ontology annotation, cellular component: lipid droplet. The record is from RefSeq and is a predicted model, not a curated record.